AUGGCAGCCCCGGUGUACCAGGAGAUCCCAGCCGACCCUCAGGCCCAAACACCUGACCACCCUCCAGCACACACCCCACCACUAGCAGCAGAGACACCGGCUGCAGGCUUCCCUGAUUUCUCAGCACUGGCCACCAAGCAGGACAUUAAAAACUACCUUACGGAAUUUCGCCAAACGCUAUCCACAGAUAUAGCAAUAAUACAGGCUGACCUACAGGUGGUCAUGGACAGAGUGAAAGCAAACGAAGAGGACAUCAUAGAU
Pelobates cultripes (western spadefoot toad) is the source of this 261-nucleotide messenger RNA. The record is from the annotation of a GenBank genome assembly. NCBI's taxonomy places the organism in Eukaryota, Metazoa, Chordata, Amphibia, Anura, Pelobatidae.